This is a messenger RNA of Besnoitia besnoiti, 528 nucleotides long. RefSeq lists its product as uncharacterized. Lineage: Eukaryota; Apicomplexa; Conoidasida; Eucoccidiorida; Sarcocystidae. The record is from RefSeq and is a predicted model, not a curated record. The transcript has 8 exons. Bases 1 to 528 code for a protein of 175 amino acids.
AUGGCGAGUGACCACGCGGAGGAGCGGCGAAGCUGGUGCGCGAGCGUGACAUCGGCUUGUGCUGAGUGGGUGUCCGAUAUGGGUGGAUGCUUGGAAGCGGGUGGGGAAAUUGAGUGCUCUGCGGCAGUAGGCAUGAUAGAAGUUUCGUUCCUCAGUGCGUUCCAGGAGAUGAUAUGGUCGUCGGUCGAGGUGUGCCACAUCACCGCGCGAGGGCAGCGCUGUCGGUUCAGGCCGCUGGACCAGCGGCUAGCAACUCACCCGUUCGACCGGCAAGCGGCUUGGAGACUGGACGGGAGCAUGCCUGUUGGAGAUGACAACAAUGAAUGCGAGGGUUGGGGGUUCGGCAACCUUGUGGAUGCUAUUGUGGCGACCACGAUUGACGAGUGGGUGCUGGGUGGAUUGGCGGUCACGACAGAAUGCUAUGCAGAAAAGGGGACGUCUGGCGUCAGUGCAGCCCUCCCCGCAAAGGAAGGGUUCUUGCUGAAGCGCGUCUGGCGACGCUCCGAUUUGUCGAUAUUUCGGGUUUAG